GUGUUUUGUUGUGUUCUGGAAGCGCCUGAACACCCAGAAUCAUCCAUCCGUACACUUUGGUCUGGCCGACACCCCGAUGGAAACGUCACUCUACACGAACCGCCCCUAAAUCCGUCGUCCAAUGGUCGAAGCGCGUCCUGGGCGCCGGAGAGCCGCCGGGAUAAAACCUCCGCUGGGCCCGUCAGGCGCUCUUACGGCUCCGUAAUAGCCUACCGGAGAAACUCUAAUUCAUCCGACCGAGAAGCCAAACAGAAUAUGUGCCAUUCUAACUGACACUGUGGCGUUGGAUAAAAGCCUUCGGAUAUUUCCAAACAUUUCUUCUCCAAAAGGGAAUAAAACUAUCCACGCAGGAAUAUUUUCACUCAAGACCUCAUAUGGACUAAAACACAGCAAAUUAAGUGAGAGUGGACACUCGGACAUUUAACCAGGACAUCAAGAGACCAAGACUUCUCUGAGAAAUGUCCAACACAACUGGGCGAGGUCAUGGGGGUCUUAAUCAACUAGGUGGUAUGUUUGUGAAUGGUCGCCCGCUCCCGGAGGUCAUCCGGCAGAGGAUCGUGGACAUGGCGCACCAGGGCGUACGACCUUGUGACAUCUCCCGCCAGCUGAGGGUCAGUCACGGCUGCGUAAGCAAGAUCCUGGGCAGGUACUAUGAGACGGGCAGCAUUAAACCAGGAGUCAUUGGGGGCUCAAAGCCAAAAGUGGCGACUCCUAAAGUGGUGGAGAAGAUAGCGGAGUACAAGCGUCAGAACCCAACCAUGUUUGCGUGGGAGAUCAGAGACCGACUGCUGGCCGAGGGUGUUUGUGACGGUGACACUGUGCCCAGCGUCAGCUCCAUCAACAGGAUUAUUCGCACAAAAGUUCAACAGCCAUUUAACCUUCCCCUGGACAGUAAAGGCCUCAGUCCUGGACAUUCACUGAUUCCAAGUUCAGCCGUCACUCCUCCAGAAUCUCCCCAGUCAGACUCUCUGGGCUCCACCUACUCCAUCAGCGGCCUGCUGGGAAUCCCACAGACCAGCGCCGAGGGCAAGAGGAGCCACGAUGACAGUGAUCAGGAGAGCUGUCGGCACAGUGUGGACUCUCAGGGCAGCGGCAGCGGAUCCCGGAAACAGUUGAGGACCGAACACUUCCAUUCCCAGCACCAGGACUGUGGCUUUGAGAGGCAUCACUACAGCUCCGACACAUUCAACCAGACUGUGGCCAGCAAAACAGAGCAGUCACUCUAUCCUCUCUCGCUCAUCAGUGGCAGUUUGGAUGAGGGUAAAAGUGCUUCAGCUAUCAGUCGAAACCUGGCAGCACAUCAGGGAUACACAGUGGUUGCAGCUCUACAGCCCCUCCCACUCUGUUUGAAACAGGAAAUGUCACCCAACAUUAACAGCUCAAGCCCCUCCCCCAACAUCAUCACUAAUUCAGCCUUCCUGGAGCUCACUUCCAUUUCGGCUCCAUCAUCAGCGCCCAUCGCUAACAGCUGCAGCAACGCCACUCAUUUAUCUCAUGGCUUCAACUCAUUUUCCCAUCAUGCCCCAGUGCACGGGCAGUUCAGCAGCCCGCCGCUCAUCACAGGCAGAGAUGUGGCGAGCUCGAUGCUGCCCGGUUAUCCUCCACACAUCCCCUCGGCCACGCAGACGGGUUUCUCAUCAUCCACCAUUACUGGGAUGGUAACAGGUCCAGAAUACAUGGGACAGACCUACAGCCACUCGCCGUACUCUUCCUACAGCGACGCCUGGAGAUUCACCAACUCCAGCAUAUUAGGUUCCCCGUAUUACUAUAGUUCAGCCGCGCGAGCGCCGCCUUCAUCCACCGCCGCUUAUGAUCAUCUCUAAUACCGGAGAAGAACGGAGAUGACUUUCUCUUUUUUACAAUGGAGUGUGCAGUGAAAGACACAAGGAGUGAAGAAAAACGAAAACAUAUUGACGGACAGCACCUUUUAUUGCCUGUAAAUCUAUUUAUGUUCUUUGUUCAAGGCGCAAUUAAAGGCCAUUUACAAACACACGUUUACAUCUUCUUCCACCAGUCAGAAUAUUUCUUGCCUGUGUUUUUUAUUUCUCUGUUGCUAAAGACAGUUCUCCAAACUGUUUUCAUAUAGCAUAUUCAUGGACAGAAAGGAGACAUAGGAGUUGUUUUUAGCAGCUGAAGCAUAGCCUACGCGGUCGACAAAUAGGCUACUACGAAACUGCAUCCAACUAAACUGUAAAAAAAAAAAGUUAUAAAUGAUUCUAAUUUUCCUCACGUGACAUUUUGAUGUUGGAUUCGAACUGAAUGAAUUUAUAUCGGAUGGCUUCAUCGAUAUUCAUACAGUAGCCUAAAUAUUUAAAACUACAUUGAAAUAACACAAUGUUAACACGCGGAUAUUUCUCUCUUCGAUGUUCCGUCCACCAAAUCCACAAUGAUUAUUAAAAGCAUCACAUUCGGCUGCAUAUUCAGUCCAAACCAUUACAGAAGUUUAAUGUUUGGGGGUAAUAUGUAAAUAAUGUAGAGGAGGCAAAGCCCUAUUAAAAUGAAAUUGAUUUAUAAUACACAUUAUUAUUCAGGCUGAAUCGUUUGGGGAUUCAUUAGUUAUAAAAUGUUUAUAUUAUCGCUUUUAUUUUUUCCCCAUCUUAUCAUCAUGCUUAUAUUUCUGUGAUAAAUGAGUUUUGUGUUUCAGAGAUUACGUUUUAUUGUACUGUUAAUUAUAUUAUUCAAAUGUAAAUUAAUAAUUUCUACAGAAUUAUUUUGAAUUAAAUAAAGCAUGACAA
Molecule: messenger RNA, 2735 nt
Organism: Carassius gibelio (silver crucian carp)
Lineage: Eukaryota; Metazoa; Chordata; Actinopteri; Cypriniformes; Cyprinidae
Gene: pax8
Product: paired box 8
Exons: 12
Coding region: 459-1823 (454 amino acids)
Biological process (GO): anatomical structure development; regulation of transcription by RNA polymerase II
Molecular function (GO): RNA polymerase II cis-regulatory region sequence-specific DNA binding; DNA-binding transcription factor activity, RNA polymerase II-specific
Source: RefSeq, a predicted model, not a curated record